This is a messenger RNA of Theileria annulata, 1044 nucleotides long. RefSeq names its product replication factor C subunit, putative. The coding region runs from base 1 to 1044 and encodes 347 amino acids. The record is from RefSeq and is a predicted model, not a curated record. NCBI's taxonomy places the organism in Eukaryota, Apicomplexa, Aconoidasida, Piroplasmida, Theileriidae. Gene Ontology annotation, molecular function: DNA clamp loader activity; ATP hydrolysis activity; DNA binding. Gene Ontology annotation, biological process: DNA repair; DNA-templated DNA replication. The transcript has 2 exons. Gene Ontology annotation, cellular component: nucleus; DNA replication factor C complex.
AUGGCAACGACGUUAGGGGCUCCCUGGGUGGAGAAGUAUAGACCGGAAACGUUACAAGAUAUAAUUUCACACGAAGACAUAAUGUCUACGCUUAUGGUUUUCGCCGAAAAAGGACAGCUUCCACAUUUACUAUUUCAUGGUCCUCCAGGUUCUGGAAAGACAUCCACAAUAUUGGCUAUAUCUCGUUAUAUGUAUGGAAAUUCGCGAAACGGGUUUGUUCUAGAGUUAAACGCCUCAGACGAGAGGGGAAUAGACACAGUUCGAGAUCAGAUAAAGGCAUUUUCAGAGACUUCAAACACUUUUACAAGCUCAAUACCAGUUGAAGAUCCACCCAGAACAAACUUAAAGUUAAUAAUAUUGGAUGAAGCUGACCAGAUGACAAAUGCAGCUCAGAAUGCACUAAGGAGAAUCAUGGAAAUAUACUCAAACAAUGUUAGGUUUUGCCUAAUCUGCAACUUUAUGAAUAAGAUCAUACCACCGAUUCAGUCAAGGUGUACUGGAUUCCGAUUCCAGCCUUUGAAGCCCGAUGUAGUUCGUGAGCGGACAAAGGAAAUCGCUAAACUAGAAAAUGUUAAAAUCACUGACUGUGCUCUGGAUGCUCUUGUGGAAAUAGGCCAAGGAGAUAUGCGAAGAGUACUAAACUGUCUUCAGGUCACUUCAAUGUCACAUUCUAGCAAAACUGAUUUCACUGUAGAUGCAAAUCUUAUACUUUCAACAUCUGGUCUUCCUCAAAGUAGUGAAAUUGACCAUUUGCUCAAAAGUCUCAUGCAGAAUACAUUUAAGGAAUGCAUAUAUGAGCUGAACCUUUUACACCAUAAAAAGGGACAUUCACUCGAAGACAUUGUCAAGGGGCUUUACAAGUGUGUUGUUAAAAUCGACUGGCCUAAUGUACCCAUUAUUCAACUUUUAAUUAGACUUGCUGAUGUUGAGGAAAGACUAUCUGCUGGAGCCAACUCUAACAUCCAAAUCGCCUCCAUAGUUAGUGCCUUUCAGGAAUCAAGAUUUGAAAUUGAACGCAUUAAAUUCGACCUUAAUCUUAACUAA